Molecule: messenger RNA, 846 nt
Organism: Micromonas pusilla CCMP1545
Lineage: Eukaryota; Viridiplantae; Chlorophyta; Mamiellophyceae; Mamiellales; Mamiellaceae
Product: mitochondrial carrier family
Exons: 1
Biological process (GO): transmembrane transport
Cellular component (GO): thylakoid membrane
Molecular function (GO): ATP transmembrane transporter activity
Source: RefSeq, a predicted model, not a curated record
GCGCUGUUCCUCGCCGGCGGCUGCGCCGGCGCGCUCGCGAAGACGUGCACCGCGCCGCUCGAUCGACUGAAGAUCAUCAUGCAAGUCUCCGGCGCGAAUCAACAGUCCGCGGCGGCGAAAGCGGCCGCGUCCGGCGGCCUCAUUCCCGCGUUCAUCGCGAUCGGGAAGUCCGAAGGUCUUAAAGGGUACUGGAAGGGCAACGUCCCGCAGGUCAUCCGGAUUCUUCCGUACAGCACCGCGAUGCUGAACUCGUACGAGUUUUACAAGAGCAAGCUCGCGGACCAAGAGACCGGGAAGCUCUCCGUGCCCGCGCGCUUAGCCUCCGGCGCGGCCGCCGCGUGCACGGCGACGCUGGUCACGUACCCGCUGGACAUCAUCCGCCUGCGGUUAUCCGUGGACCCGAACAUGAAGACGAUGUCGCAGGUCGUGACCGCCAUCUUAAAAGAUGAGGGCCCGAGCGCGUUCUUCAAGGGCCUCCCGGCGACGUGCCUCUCCAUCGCGCCGUACAGCGCGCUUAACUUUUGCGCGUUCGAUCUCUUCAAGCGCGCGAUGCCGGACAGCGACUCCGCGCGAACGAUCGCCGCGGCGUCGUUCAUGGCGACGCUGCUCGCGAGCGGGACGUGCUACCCGCUGGACACGAUCCGUCGGCAGAUGCAGUUGAAGAGCUCCACGUACACCGGCGUCGUGGACGCGGGCGUCGCCAUCGUCGCGCGAGACGGCGUCGGCGGGCUGUUCAAAGGGUUCGUCCCGAACGCGGUGAAGAACGCGCCGAACAAGAGCAUUCAGCUCACGUGCUUCGAUCUCUUCAAGCGGAAGAUCAAAGAGAGCGAGAGGGCGCUCGAGGAG